Messenger RNA from Malurus melanocephalus (red-backed fairy wren), 1853 nucleotides. It is a transcript of the gene BMP10, whose product is annotated as bone morphogenetic protein 10. Gene Ontology annotation, biological process: SMAD protein signal transduction; BMP signaling pathway. The transcript is spliced from 2 exons. The coding region runs from base 173 to 1450 and encodes 425 amino acids. Gene Ontology annotation, molecular function: growth factor activity; cytokine activity. The record is from RefSeq and is a predicted model, not a curated record. NCBI's taxonomy places the organism in Eukaryota, Metazoa, Chordata, Aves, Passeriformes, Maluridae. Gene Ontology annotation, cellular component: extracellular region.
AGGAGGGGGAAGGGGCAGGCAGACAGGACAGAUCACAAGUUUCAAGACAACAGCUUCCAAACUUGUCAUCCCUCUGUGACACAAGACGUGCACAGCCCAGCGGAUAAAACCGCCACCGAGCCCACACGGGAGGCAGAGCUCGUUGAGCCCUGGUGGAGGCUCAGGCGAAGCCAUGGAAUCUGUUGUCCUCCAGCUGUGGGCUGUGCUCUCCGUCCAGGUUCACCUCGCAGCCUGCAGUCCCAUCCUSAGCUUGGAGCACACUUCCUUGGAGGAAGAUGGGCCUCUUUUUGACGAGAUCCUCUCCGAACAAAAUGGGGUUGAUAUCAACACACUGCUCCAGAACAUGAAAAAUGAGUUUUUGAAGACGUUGAACCUGUCUGAAAUCCCCCAGCAUGAGUCGGCCAAGAUGGACCCUCCUGAGUACAUGCUAGAGCUGUACAACAGGUUUGCCACGGACAGGACAUCGAUGCCUUCUGCAAAUAUCAUCAGGAGCUUCAAAAAUGAAGACUUGGAUUCCCACCCUAUUGGUGUGACAGGAACUCGGAAAUACCCACUCCUGUUCAAUGUUUCCAUCCCUCACCACGAGGAAAUCACCAUGGCAGAGCUGAGGCUCUACACCUUGGUGGAGCAGGACCAGAUGCUCUAUGAAGGGCUGGACCGGAAGGUCACCAUCUUUGAAGUGCUGGAAAACGUCCAUACSGGAUCUGGGGAAGAGAGGAAGAUGGUGGCCUUGGCCUCCAGGCACAUCUACGGCACGAGCAGCGAGUGGGAGAGUUUUGAGGUGACCGAGGCCAUCCGGCGCUGGCGCAGGGCAGGGCUGACCACGCACCGGCUGGAAGUUCACAUCGAGAGCAGGGAAGGGGAGGAGCAGAAUGGGGAAGGGAAACUCGACAUUGACAUCAACUCCGAGGCCAAGCACAUGCCCCUGUUGGUUGUGUACUCUGACGACCAAAGCAAUGACAAAAAGGAGGAGAAGGAAGAGCUGAAUGAGAUGAUUGACCACGAGCAGCUCCUGGAUCUGGAGAACCUGGAGGUUGGCAAUUUCCAUGACCAGCCUGGGGAGGAGGCGCUGCUCCAGAUGCGCUCCAACAUCAUUUACGACUCCACYGCCCGGAUCCGGAGGAACGCCAAAGGCAACUACUGCAAAAAGACUCCGCUCUACAUCGACUUCAARGAGAUUGGCUGGGAUUCCUGGAUCAUCGCUCCCGCUGGAUACGAAGCUUAUGAGUGCCACGGCGUGUGUGCCUACCCCUUGACAGAGCACGUCACACCAACCAAACACGCCAUAGUCAAGACUUUGGUUCACCUGAAGAACCCCCAGAAAGCCUCCAAGGCCUGCUGUGUGCCCACCAAACUCGACCCCAUCUCUAUUCUCUACUUGGAUGCRGGGGUGGUCACCUACAAGUUCAAGUAUGAGGGCAUGGUGGUGUCAGAGUGUGGCUGCAGAUAGUAGGAGGGAACGCACACACAGGGAGGGCACAGGGGAGUAUUUAAUGAUUCAGUCUGUAAAUUUGUACAUUUGGGAUUUGCUAUUUAAUGAGGUUAUUUAAUGAGGCCUGUACAGAUAAUUGUAUGUUUCCUGUCACGGGGAAUGGGCACACUGUGUGACCGCAGGGAUUGUAUAUUUUGUUCCAUUGCUUCCUUCUCUCUGCUCUUUGCUGUCCAGAUUGUAACCAAGUCUCUCAUCCAGUCAGGGCAUGGGAGCUGAUUACUGGAUUGUUUGGGAGGGCUCUUGGUGCCAAAAGGGCACAUCCAAAUUCAUGGAAAUAAAGGCAUAUUUUUCUACCUUAUCAAUGUUUAUUGGCAUCUCCAGGUCUUUCCACAGCUGUUAAAGAUAUGUGAGAGAUGGGCAA